This is a messenger RNA of Spea bombifrons (plains spadefoot toad), 2170 nucleotides long. RefSeq names its product DDB1 and CUL4 associated factor 11 (gene DCAF11). NCBI's taxonomy places the organism in Eukaryota, Metazoa, Chordata, Amphibia, Anura, Pelobatidae. Gene Ontology annotation, molecular function: protein binding. Bases 124 to 1728 code for a protein of 534 amino acids. Gene Ontology annotation, biological process: proteasome-mediated ubiquitin-dependent protein catabolic process. The record is from RefSeq and is a predicted model, not a curated record. Gene Ontology annotation, cellular component: Cul4-RING E3 ubiquitin ligase complex. The transcript is spliced from 15 exons.
GAACAGUAUCGGUGUUCCGGCUAACUCACUGCCGAAUCACAUGGUGGUCACGUGUUUGAUCGGGUAAGCGGAAGUGGCUUACAGACGUCUGAAGGAGAUGUAAACAUUGAGUGGGGAUGGAGCAUGGGUACACGAAGUAGCAGCAGUGCAGGCGGAGGGAGAGCUCCAGGGGAUUCUCUGGGAAGUUCCCGCAGCAGUUCAGAGUCCCGUGGAACACAGGAUGAUGAUGACGAGGAGAACGUUGACCUGGCGCAGGUAUUGGCGUAUCUUCUGCGCAGGGGGCAGGUGCGUCUAGUGCAGGGGGCAGGCCCUGCCAGCUUACACCUGGUGCAGUCCCUGUCCGACUCAGAUGAUGACAACGACAGUGCUUGGGAAGGCUGUCUAGGGGACCGCUACACCCCUCCUGUUGAUCCAUCUCCAGACACCGCUAUACUGGAUCAGAACCAGAUCAGGACACAGGUUUUGCUUGCUACUGGAAAGUUAGGAUCACGAAGAGAGCACAGUAUCACACGACUACUACGAGAGAGGGAGAGGACGGGAUGUGGAUUCUCUCUAGGGGAGCGGUGCCGUGUAACAUCUCACUUCCUCCCAAAUCAUGUCUAUGCUACAGACUCCUAUACCCAGAAGGCUUUCUGUGGUGUGUACUCUACAGAUGGGGCAGUCUUCAUGUCUGCUUGCCAAGAUCAGAACAUCCGCCUAUAUGAUUGCAGACGUGGUAGAUUCAAGAAAUUUCGGACUGUGAAGGCCCGUGAUGUUGGAUGGAGUGUUUUGGAUGUGGCUUUUACCCCGGAUGGAGGGCAUUUCUUGUAUUCCAGCUGGUCAGACUACAUUCACGUCUGUAACAUAUAUGGGGAAACAGAGACGCACACUGCUCUGGACCUCAGUCCAUCAGAGCGCCGCUUUGCAGUUUUUUCUCUUACUGUGUCUUGUGAUGGCCGGGAAGUUCUUGGAGGAGCCAACGAUGGUUGUGUGUAUGUGUAUGACCGGGAGCAGAAUAUCCGAACGCUCAAGAUUGCCUCUCACGAAGAUGAUGUGAAUGCCGUGUCAUUUGCCGAUGACAGCUGUCAUAUCCUGUACUCUGGUGGCGACGAUGCUCUGUGUAAAGUAUGGGACCGCCGCACUAUGCGGGAGGAUGACCCCAAGCCUGUGGGCAUCUUAGCUGGGCAUCAAGAUGGUAUCACUUUUAUACACAGCAAGGGUGACGCUCGGUACCUGCUAUCUAAUUCCAAAGAUCAGAGUAUUAAGCUAUGGGAUAUCAGGCGAUUUUCAGGGCCAGAGGCACUGGAGGCCUCACGCAGAGUGGUGACCCAGCAGAACUGGGAUUACCGCUGGCAACAGGUCCCUAAAAGAGCCCUCAGAAAGAAACGCCUCCCCGGGGACACAUCUUUAAUGACAUACCGUGGUCACGGUGUCCUUCACACUUUAAUCCGGUGCCGCUUUUCACCAGAGUACAGUACUGGUCAGCAGUAUGUGUACAGCGGCUGCUCCACAGGUCGAGUCGUAAUUUACGACCUCUUAACCGGUCAGAUAGUAAAGAAGCUGGCCAAUCACAAAGCUUGUGUGCGAGACGUCAGCUGGCAUCCAUGCGACAACAGGCUUGUUAGCAGCUCCUGGGAUGGCAGCCUCCGUGUGUGGGAACACCGCCAAGCCGAAUUUUACCCGGAGGAUCUGCGUACCCCCCUACUAGAUUCUGAGGGCAGUCCAGCAAGCAGCUCCUCUUCCUGGUAGCCCCAGUACUGGCCGCUAACUCUAAAUCUGUGUAGGACAGACAGAGUCUGUGUGUUUCCCGUGUGGCACAGCAUUUGAUUUAUAUAAUAGUUAAGGAGGUGUGUAUGUAUGUUGUGUGUACCAUGUAUGUAGGCAUGCUUCAUAUGGGUAGAUUUUAUGGGCUGAGUGAGAAAAUUAACAGAUGACUGCAGGCAUGUAACAAUCGAUACUAACAUGUGGUUGUGACAGGUGAUAGAACCGGAGGAGCUGUAAACGACAAGUGUCUUGAUCAUAAGGGUCUGUAACAAGUGGGGUGGGGUGGGGUGGGAUGCUAGUAGUGACGUGACGGACAGCAGAAGUGCUAUUUGUCAUAGGUGACCGUUUUCAUUAUAAUUAUAACUGGUAUGUUGCAAAUAUUAUGCUCCAGUUUCAUUUUCUGUAAUAAACAUGUCUUAAAUCUUCA